AUGCCAGAAAAAGACGAAGACGAAGACGAAGAAGUUGAAAAGAAGCAGAAGAAGAAGAAGAAGACUCGAAAGCGAAGCGGCAGAAGACGAGCCGUUGCGCGGAACACGGCGGAUCGCUUAACUAACGGUCGGUUGGUCGACAGGGAGUCACCUCCAGCGGUCGAACACGAAGAAGACGAAGACGAAGAAGAAGAAGAAGAAGAAGACGACGACGUCGACGUCGAAGAAGUCAAGGAUAAUCAAUAA
This is a messenger RNA of Nannizzia gypsea CBS 118893, 246 nucleotides long. RefSeq lists its product as hypothetical. The record is from RefSeq and is a predicted model, not a curated record. The coding region runs from base 1 to 246 and encodes 81 amino acids. The transcript has 3 exons. Lineage: Eukaryota; Fungi; Ascomycota; Eurotiomycetes; Onygenales; Arthrodermataceae.